AUGGUGUACACUGCGACAUCAAGUGAUAUAUCGCUGGCGUUAACCCCCAGCCCGAUAUCUGUCCCCGUCCAUGACAAUCAUACUGCUCGUGACAGUGAGAGCAUUGCAUACGAGUAUCCUGAGGGUGGCCUCACAGCAUGGAUCGUUGUGGCUGGGUCCUUUAUGAUGCUGAUGUGUACAUUCGGUAUGAUGAGCACAGUAGGAGUACUCCAGUCAUACUGGGAGAUACACCAGCUCCAGGGAUACUCAUCGAGUACGAUUGGAUGGAUAUCAUCGGUAUUUGUGUUUCUCAAUCUUUUCCUGAGUGUUCAAGUUGGCCCUCUAUUUGAUCGGUAUGGUCCACGGUGGAUUAUGCUUGUGGGCUCCGUGCUCUACGCCCUGUCCAUCUUCAUGUUAGGGUCUUGUGAGAAGUACUACCAGUUCCUAUUGUGUCUAGGUAUUCUGAGUGGAGUUAGCAGCUCGUUGGUCUCGACACCAUGCAUGGCUGUUCUUUCGCAUUGGUUUCAUCAACGCCGAGGGACUGCGACUGGGAUUGCAAUGGCUGGCUCCAGCCUCGGCGGAGUAGUCUUUCCUAUGACCUUGAGAUCGGCGUUUGAGCGGCUUGGCUGGGCAUGGGCUCUAAGAAUUCUUGGUUUCAUUUUCUUGGUGCUCCUAGGUAUUGGAAAUAUCUGCAUCCGAAGCAGAUUGCCGAUCAAGACACGGAAAGGAAAUUUCAGUCUGCGAUGCUUUACGGACUCCCGAUUUAUAUGGGCCACAGUUGGGGCUUUUUUCAGUGAGAUUGUUCUCUUCGCGUCGCUUGGUCUGAUACCCUCAUAUGCAUUGGCUCAGGACUUUGAUUCGCAGACUGGGUUCUAUUUAUUGGCUGUGUUCAACGCCGGGUCAGGAUUCGGACGGUGGCUUUCAGGGACAGCGUCUGAUCACCUUGGCCGCUUCAACACGAUCUCAGCCAUGAUGGCAAUCACCACAAUGCUCAUUUUCAUCUUAUGGUAUCCAUUUGGGCAUCAAAUUGGUGUAUUAUAUCCCUUUGUCUGCUUUCUGGGAUUUGGAACCGGAAGCAUUCUCAGCCUCACGCCUGUUUGCGUCGGCCAGAUUUGUAAAACCGAAGAAUUCGGGCAAUGGUAUGGAACAUGUUAUUUAUUCGCAAGUUUCGGGACCCUGAUUGGAAUUCCCAUCGGUGGGCAGCUGCUCCAGGUGGCCGGUCCAACUCGCUUGGUCGCAUUUAUCGGUGGUUUGCUCGGGGUUUCCUUCACGAGCUUUCUCGUUGCCCGUUGGGCAUGCUUAGGCUAUCGGUGGAAGUGGCAAGUUAAAGUGUGA
Messenger RNA from Penicillium verhagenii, 1314 nucleotides. Its product is annotated as MCT family MFS transporter. Gene Ontology annotation, molecular function: transmembrane transporter activity. NCBI's taxonomy places the organism in Eukaryota, Fungi, Ascomycota, Eurotiomycetes, Eurotiales, Aspergillaceae. Gene Ontology annotation, cellular component: fungal-type vacuole membrane. The transcript is spliced from 4 exons. Gene Ontology annotation, biological process: transmembrane transport. The coding region runs from base 1 to 1314 and encodes 437 amino acids. The record is from RefSeq and is a predicted model, not a curated record.